UAGGUUCGCAGUGUUUUAUUGAGUGCGUGGUGUGGAAGUGCGCUGCGCAGGCAAAAAAAAUAACACAGCGCAGAGGCUAAGGCAGCAGAGCAGCGGCGUCGACGCCAGCGUCAGCCGAAUAAAACAAACAAAACGUUGUCGCGCACCCAAAAAAAUAUUUUUUAAACAACAACCACUAAAAAGCAAAGCCAGACUGUGUGACUGUGUUUGUGCGUGCGUGUGAUCACCAAGCCAUUAUUUUUUCUGACUUAUGACGUAAACCAUCGAAAAAUCAAAAGUGAGCAGCGCAAAAUAUUUAAACGAGAAGAAUGUCGAAACACGAGAAAAACAAAUCAAGCGGCGGAAGUCUGCUGGAGAGCUGGUUUGGAAGGCCCAAGUCCAAGGGCGGCAGCUACAACAGCAACACAUUGACCCACGCUGGCCGACCCGCCAGUUCAGACCAGGAGGUCUUUGGCGUUGACGACUUGGAGCGCCAUAUACGGGAACUCACCGAGUCGGAGGUGAAUGCCAAAUUUUUAGAAAUCAUCGAGGAUAUGAAUAUACCUACGGACAAACGCGAGCCUUUGUUAGCUAAAUCGAAGGAAGAGCGUCAGAAAAUGAUUUUCAUGCAUUUAAAAGGCAAAAACUCACUGGAACAUCGUGCGAACUCUAGAUUUGAGAAACCACAAGACUAUAUAGAGUAUCUCCAAAAUGGUGAGCACAGCGAGAAUAAAAUUUACCAAUGUUUGGAGAGCUUACGAGUGGCGCUCACCAGCAAUCCUAUAUCGUGGAUCAAGGAGUUUGGCGAGGCAGGCAUCGAGCAAAUUGAGAAGCUGCUGUCGCGAGCCAAAAAGGAUCGCACCUACGACCGCAUCGAGUUCGAGGCUAUACGCUGCCUUAAGGCGAUCAUGAACAAUACGUGGGGCCUGAAUGUGGUGCUAACGCCGGACCAGCACAGUGUGGUGCUGCUGUUAGCCCAGGCACUAGAUCCGCGAAAACCUCAAACCAUGUGCGAAGCGUUGAAAUUGCUGGCUUCCUUCUGUCUCGUUUAUGAGCGCAAUGGCUACGAGAAAGUUUUGCGUGCCAUAACAACCAUUGCUGCCAACUCGUACAAGGCGAGUGAACGCUUCCGACCAAUUGUGGAUGCAUUGUUUGUGUCCGCCAAACAUGACUCGAAACGGGACCUGGCCUGUCACAGUCUAAUUUUUAUCAACACGCUAUCCAACACGCCGUCAGAUUUAAACUUUCGCAUCCAUUUGCGCUGCGAGAUCAUGCGUAUGGGUCUGUUCGAUAGGCUCGAAGAAUUCACCGAGAUUGUCAACACCAGCAACAAUGAGGGAUUGCAGCAACACUUUAAGAUCUUUAAUGAGAUACGCGAGGAUGAUUUUGAGGAGUUUGUGAGCCGUUUUGAUAAUGUUACCUUCAACAUGGAUGAUGCCACCGACUGCUUCGAAGUGGUAAAAAAUCUGGUUACAGACACCGCCUCCGAGCCGUACUUCCUUUCGAUUUUGCAGCAUUUGCUGUACAUACGCGAUGACUAUUACUUCCGACCUGCCUACUAUCAACUAAUCGAGGAGUGCGUUACGCAGAUUGUCUUCCACAAAGGCUACUGCGAUCCGAACUUCCAGAAUCGAAACUUCAACAUAGACACCUCGGUACUGCUGGACGACAUGGUGGAGAAAGCAAAGGUCAAUGAUUCGAAACGUUCCGAGGAGUAUGAGAAAAAGAUUGAGCAGCUGGAAAGCGCUAAGCAGGAAGCCGAGGCAAAGGUGGCACAUUUGGAGGAGAAGGUAAAGCUGAUGGAAGCGAAUGGUGUGGCGGCGCCAUCACCCAAUAAAUUGCCAAAGUUGAAUAUACCUAUGGCACCGCCACCACCAGGUGCAGGCGGCCCACCACCUCCGCCACCACCUCCUGGAAUGGGUGGUCCUCCACCACCGCCCCCACCUCCUAUGCCUGGAAGUGGCCGAGGAGGUCCACCUCCACCGCCACCACCCCCUGGAAUGGGUGGCCCACCACCACCGCCUCCACCACCUGGCAUGGGUGGUCCCCUUCCACCGCCAUUCCCUGGUAUGGGUGGGCCACCUCCGCCACCUAUGGCGCCUGUCUUGCCGCACGGUAUGAAACCGAAAAAGAAGUGGGAUGUCAAAAUUCCCAUGAAGCGCGCUAACUGGAAGCCCAUUGUGCCGCAGAAAAUGUCCGAGAAUGCCUUCUGGGUUAAUUGCAAGGAAGACAGGUUGGCCUCUGAUGAUUUUCUGCAGGAACUCGCGGCUAAAUUUAGCUCGAAGCCGGUGAAGAAGGAGCAAAAGGAUGCAGUCGACAAGCCCACAACGCUGACCAAAAAGAACAUCGAUUUACGGGUGCUCGACUCUAAGUCAGCUCAGAAUCUGGCCAUUCUUUUGGGUGGCGCACUGAAACAUUUGUCCUCCGAACAGAUCAAGAUAUGCCUGCUGCGCUGUGAUACGGAUAUAUUGUCCUCCAACACGCUUCAAGGGCUAAUACAAUAUUUGCCGCCACCAGAGCAACUAAAACGUUUGCAAGAGAUCAAGGCCAAGGGCGAAGCUCUGCCCCCAGUUGAACAGUUUGCGGCAACUAUAGGUGAAAUAAAACGCCUCUCGCCGCGUCUGCAUAAUCUGAACUUUAAGCUGACAUACGCAGAUAUGGUGCAGGAUAUUAAGCCGGAUAUAGUAGCUGGGACAGCUGCCUGCAAAGAAGUUCGCAAAAGCAAGAAAUUCUCCAAAAUUCUUGAGCUCAUUUUGCUGCUUGGCAAUUAUAUGAACUCCGGCUCUAAGAAUGAGGCCGCAUUUGGUUUUGAAAUUUCAUACCUGACCAAGCUAACGAAUACCAAGGAUGCCGACAAUAAGCAGACACUACUGCACUACUUGACCGAUCUGGUUGAGAAGAAGUUUCCAGACGCUCUCAACUUCUACGAUGACCUCUCGCAUGUCGACAAAGCCUCCCGAGUCAACUUGGAUGCUAUACAGAAGGCCAUGCGGCAGAUGAACUCGGCCGUUAAGAAUUUGGAGACCGAUCUCCAGAAUAACAAAGUUCCACAGUGCGAUGAUGAUAAAUUCUGCGAAGUAAUGGGAAAAUUCGCUGAAGAGUGUCGGGAACAGGUGGACGUUCUGGGAAAAAUGCAGGUGCAAAUGGAAAAGCUAUUUAAAGACCUGAGCGAGUACUAUGCCUUUGACCCGAACAAGUACACCAUGGAGGAGUUCUUUGGCGAUAUCAAGACCUUCAAGGACGCUUUCAUGGCUGCAUACCAGGAGAAUGUGCGCGCCCGCGAGGAACUCGAGAAGAAGCGGCGCAUGCAAGAGGCGCGUGAACAGUCGAUACGAGAGCAGGCCGAAAGGCACCAGCGCAAGCUUGCAGUAGUGGACAUGGAUGCAGCCCAAAUGCAGGAAGGUGUCAUGGACAGUCUGCUCGAGGCGCUGCAUACGGGGUCAGCGUUCGGACAACGAAAUAGACAGGCCCGGCGACAGAGACCGGCGGGAGCCGAACGUCGUGCGAAUCUUAGCCGUUCACGCACGCGCGCCAACAAUGGCCAGCUGAUGACGCGAGAGAUGAUACGGAACGAAGUGCUUGGGUCGGCGUAGUUCUAUUCGACGAUUUUGCGUGUACAUAUACGUGUAUAAAAUAGACAUCUACAUCUAUAAUUAAGUGCCUAGACCUAUGCUAUGUUGUGUAUCGAUAAGAGUGUUCAUAUCAGAUUGAUGCUAAGUGCCAGAUUUUAAUCGACGGCGAACUUCAAUUUUAUACGAGUACAUUUAUUUUUUAUACGCUUCUAUUUUUGAAACUGAAAACGGAACUUGUUGUCCUGCGGUUAACCGCACUACUUAUGUUGCAUUUGCUUUUUUAUGAAAAAUGUUGUAAAAUUACAUUGGAAUGGUUCUUUUUAUACAUAUUGCUUUGUUGUUGCAUGUCAAUGCUGUGGCACUUCGUUUUCGAGGCACCCGAAAUGUUUCAGCGAUACUAUUUUUAUUUGUAUUAAAAUUGUUUUAAGUAACUUUUUAACAUUGGAAGUUCCAUUUUUUUUAAUAUGUCUGAAGCUAUAACAAUUUGUUAAUUUAUGUAAUUUAACAAUGAUUUAACGUACAUUUUUAAAUAGUUCUAUUAUAUACAAAAACUGCGGAAAAUCUUCAAGAGCUUAGAAAUAAAAUUCUAAUUACAAA
Scaptodrosophila lebanonensis is the source of this 4148-nucleotide messenger RNA. RefSeq names its product protein diaphanous (gene dia). Gene Ontology annotation, cellular component: cytoplasm; actin filament. Gene Ontology annotation, biological process: actin filament polymerization; actin cytoskeleton organization. The transcript has 5 exons. Gene Ontology annotation, molecular function: actin binding; microtubule binding; small GTPase binding. The record is from RefSeq and is a predicted model, not a curated record. The coding region runs from base 309 to 3572 and encodes 1087 amino acids. NCBI's taxonomy places the organism in Eukaryota, Metazoa, Arthropoda, Insecta, Diptera, Drosophilidae.